Messenger RNA from Mycena indigotica, 651 nucleotides. RefSeq lists its product as uncharacterized. Gene Ontology annotation, molecular function: protein-arginine omega-N monomethyltransferase activity. The record is from RefSeq and is a predicted model, not a curated record. NCBI's taxonomy places the organism in Eukaryota, Fungi, Basidiomycota, Agaricomycetes, Agaricales, Mycenaceae. Gene Ontology annotation, biological process: peptidyl-arginine methylation. The transcript has 8 exons. The coding region runs from base 1 to 651 and encodes 216 amino acids.
AUGACGCUUAGCUAUGUGAUUGAACACAUGGAAGACGACGAUGACUCUCCAAAAGCGAUCCCGCCUUGGGUCGAGCUAGAGUACGCGCAUAUGCGCUCUUUAGCUGGUCCCGCUGCUCAGAUACACUUUACCUCUCUCUCCAGCGCGUCCAGAUCCUCCCUUUCCACAGUGUCCAUUCCGGCAGAGGGCCUCGCAGACGCUAGUUGUCAUCAAGCAGGGAUAAUGCAACUGAUGGAAGAACGAGGGGUCGAGCUGAGCAAGGUCUGUCUGCUAGACCCGAAGGCGGAGAAAGCGUUGGCGCCAGAAGACGGAGAUGGAGAGUUCGAGUGGUUCCUUUUCGGGGGCAUUUUGGGUGACGACCCGCCGCGGGAUAGAACGUCUGAGUUGCGCGUGCGAGGCUUUCCGACUAGGCAUCUGGGACCCGUUCAAAUGACGACGGAUACUGCGUUGGGUGUAACUAAAAAGGUUGUCCACGAUAAAGUCCCUUUGGACAAGAUCCCUUAUGUCGACUUUCCGACAAUUCGGUUUAAUGCGAAGGAAAGUGUCGAGAUGCCUUUCCGUUACAUUGCCAACGAGAAAAGCGAGCCGAUUCUCCCUGUUGGCAUGCGCGACCUUCUCCACGAGGAUCUCAACAAAAGCUUUGAUUUUUGA